Aspergillus alliaceus is the source of this 1989-nucleotide messenger RNA. Its product is annotated as Sucrase/ferredoxin-like-domain-containing protein. NCBI's taxonomy places the organism in Eukaryota, Fungi, Ascomycota, Eurotiomycetes, Eurotiales, Aspergillaceae. Gene Ontology annotation, cellular component: endoplasmic reticulum membrane. The transcript has 6 exons. Gene Ontology annotation, molecular function: metalloendopeptidase activity. The coding region runs from base 1 to 1989 and encodes 662 amino acids. Gene Ontology annotation, biological process: CAAX-box protein processing. The record is from RefSeq and is a predicted model, not a curated record.
AUGGCCCCUAUCAAUAUUCUGGCGCGCCUUAAGACCCUCUAUGCAAAAGCCUACGAUGAACCGGUCAUUUCGGCCCAGACGGCAGCUUUCUUCUCGAUCUGUCUAACAUUAUUCUACGUGGUCCCUUUUUAUGUGUCUUCCACUACCCGACCAUCUCCCACCCUCAGCCGAGAUGCUCCAUCGGUGAUCCGGGCUAGAAUUAAGGUUGUGACUUGGUCUUGCAUCGGCAGCACUUUGGCUGUUGCAUGGUUGAUAACCGCCAAGGGCGAUGUCUCUUUAUUUGAGGCACUCAAACUUCUCGGGUGGUGGCCCAUGGGAUUCGCUGAGGCUUUUCGAAGCUUGUUGCUAACAUCCAUUUUGUUCGCUGGGCCCCUCUUCGAACGAGGGAUCGCCGAAGGCGAGUGGAGAGACUGGAUCAAAGGAAGUAGGAUUUCCGAAACACUUCGGGGGUGGAUCGGAUGGAGAAACUACGUCGCUGGUCCCGUCACUGAAGAGAUCAUGUUCCGUUCUGUCAUCGUACCUCUCCAUAUACUCUCCAAGGUACCUCCGAGUCGCAUCGUGUUCGCAGCACCUCUUUAUUUUGGAAUCGCCCAUGUACAUCAUUUUUACGAAUUUCGUCUAACUCACCCGGACACCUCGGUUCUAGCGGCGUUGCUCAGGUCGAUUUUCCAAUUCGGCUAUACUACCAUCUUCGGAUGGUAUGUAACCUUCAUCUAUCUGCGUACAGGAUCUCUACUGGCCGUCAUCCUUGCUCACGCAUUUUGCAAUUGGUGCGGACUUCCCCGGCUUUGGGGAAGAGUUGAAGCUGGCGUUCCCCUGGGAUCUACUUUAGCUAAAGGUAAAGAUGAUCCAAAUCGGGCGGUGGUUUACGCGUAUAAUCAACUCAGCAUUGGCUGGACCAUCGCGUACUAUACGAUUCUUGUUGGAGGCGCCAUUGGUUUCUAUUAUGCGCUCUGGCCUCUAACGGCCCGCUCUCUUUCUAUUACUGCAUGCCGCCCAAAUCCUCCGCGGGUUCCUCUCAAUAUCCCUCCACCGUUUCCUGUGGCCAAAUCCUGCCCAGAACCCAGUUGCCCAUGCCCUCCUACACCAUCAAUGCCUGAUCGGCUUCCCAUAGAUUAUGAUCAACCUCUGAAUGGGACGAUGGCAGCCUACGCGCAGCAAGUCCUUAUCUGUACCGGACAAAGAGAUUGGACAAGCCGUAUUGAAGACGACGGGAAACACCAUACAUGGGGGCAUCUGGCAAGGGGAUUGAAGAGCCUUUUGGGCCGUGGAGGACGCUAUGCUAAUCCUUUUAACAACAUUCUUGUUAGCAAUUCUUCCUUCCUUCCGGCCUCUUCAUAUACCGGCACCCAAUCCACCGCAUCUGCCUUCCUCUUCCCCAGCUUUAAAUAUUUCCCCAGCAUUCCAAUUGAGAUUCAAGAAUCCACAGGCUCGGGGGCCGACCUAUCUACCUUUGUACGAGCCUUUCUUCUCCCCAAGAAGCUUAGUGCUAUGUCAGAGUCCCUCCCUGAAGCUAGGAAGGCUGAAUUAACUCGGAAGCCGGAACUGGCAUCCAGAUUCACGGAUGCCCUGAAUAUAUAUCAUUCCCCUGUUAUCCUUAUUUGCGGCCACGGUGGGCGCGACAUGCGAUGUGGCGUAAUGGCACCAGUACUAGAGAACGAAUUCCGGAGAGUACUCCGUGCUAAAGGCUUUGGGCCGGCAGGAAGUGACAGUCAACCAUUUGAUAGUUCCGGACAUGCUCACGUGGGCUUGAUCAGCCAUAUAGGCGGCCACAAGUAUGCAGGUAAUGUGAUAGUGUAUAUGCCUCCGGGUAUGACGAUGAAGGCUUCCUCACUUCCGCACCCACUUGCAGGCAAGGGAAUCUGGUAUGGCCGCAUAGAACCUAAGCAUGUGCAGUGGGUCGUGGAGGAGACGAUCCUAGGCGGGAACGUGGUGGCUGAUCAUUUCCGGGGUGGUAUUGAUCGAAAUGGAGAUAUUCUGCGAUUAUGA